CAGUCAACGGUGACCAUGAUAUUUGCCACGCCAGUAACGGCUAAGAUCAUCCGGCUCCUACCCACAGAGUACAAUGUGUGGCCUACACUCCGCAUGGAACUUCUUGGUUGCAGAGAUGUGUGCUUUCAGCCACUGGGUGUACAAGAUGGGAGUGUGCCCGACUCCAGUUUUACAGCUUCAAGUUGGCGAAGCAACCUUGAUGAAAAUGACUGUCUCCCCGCUAACGGCCGGCUGAAUAUUGGUCACGGGAAUGACGGCACAACCUUAGGCGGGUGGUGCCCUGCAACCAACAACACAGAUGACGAACCUUGGCUGGCCGUGGACCUUGGACAGGCAUUGCGAGUAGAGGGCGUCCUCACCCAAGGCGGUAACCAUAGCGAUCCGGCCAUGAUGGAAUGGGUGACCAAAUUCCGGGUGGAAUACAAGGUCCACAGUUCUGACAAUUGGAUGAAGAUCAAGAACAGAAAGAGAAAAACAAGGGUAUUUCCUGGGAACGAGGAUGUAAACACACCUGUUAGACAUCUGUUUUACGUACCCACCGUGCUUCGUUUUAUCCGGAUUGUGGUCAUGGACUACGAAGGGUACCCCUCACUACGGUUUGAGGUUUUAGGAUGUAAAGCUCCAUCCAACAUAACAUGUCCAAGUCCCGACUCGUUCACGCUUGCACCAGGAAUGGGCGAAGUUGAAGUGGUGUUUCCUGCUGUCACCAGUACCGAUCCUUACUUCAAUCGUUUCACUGUCACGAUCAGUGACGUGGACCCACUGGUGUCCAGCGGAGGUGUCAUGUGGCGAGUAGGUGAAAACUCCACAUUCCCUCCGCCAAUGAACAGCAAUGAGCAAACAGUUCAUUACAUUGCUACCGAUGAUGCCGGGAACCAAGCAACAUGCGCAUGGACGUUUGAAGUUAUCGAUAACGAACCUCCAGAAUUUGAUAACUGUGAGAAUGUUACCUUAUAUACCGACCCUUAUAAGAAUUAUACCACUGCAAUCCCAAGUGCACCAACGGCAAGUGAUAAUAUAGCAGCGACUGUAGAAUGCUCAGCAAUCCCAAAUCAGCUGGAAAUUGGUGUUCACCAAGUGUCUUGCAUCGCCAACGAUUCUGCGUCCAACACCGACAUGUGCGAGUUUGAAAUAUAUGUAGUAGACAUUCAAGACCCUGUCAUCUCCUGCCCAUCUAGGGGAUCAUUCCCAACCGAACCACGCCAACCAAACGCUACGGUGGUUUUUCCUGGAGACUACGUCGCUUCAGACAACUCAGGCGACUUCCAAGUUAUCAUCACGGAAUUGAGUCCUAACUCCAGUGAGCCUAAUGGAAUGACGUGGACCGUCGGGGACGCUGUGGUAUUAGGCAUUGGUGAUCACACCUUCUUCUACCUGGUUACAGAUGGGGCUGGGAAUGAAGACUACUGUGCUUGGGAUGUCGAGGUGUAUGAUAAUCAAGACCCUGUCAUCUCCUGUCCACCUAGUAGAUCAUUUCCAACCGACCCAGGCCAACCCAACGCUACGGUGAUCUUCCCCGAUGACUACGUCGCUUCAGACAACUCGGGCGACUUUCAAGUUAUCGUCACGGAAUUCAGUCCUAACUCCAGUGAGCCUAAUGGAAUGACGUGGACCAUCGGGGACGCUGUGGUAUUAGGCAUUGGUAACCACACCUUCUUCUACCUGGUUACAGAUGCAGCUGGAAAUGAAGACUACUGUGCAUGGGAUGUCGAGGUGUACGAUGACCAACCUCCAGUAUUACAAUGCCCCUCUGAUGUGUUCAAAUCUACCUUAGCUGGUUCGGAUAUGGGCACAGCCAGCUGGUCACCUGUAACUGCGACCGACAACUCCGGCGUAAUGUCGACUAUUGUUGCCUCUCACACGUCAGGACAAAUGUUCACACUCGGUGAACACACUGUGGAGUUCACUGGCAUGGACCCUUAUGGCAACGUCGGACGAUGCAACUUCACUGUCACAAUCACAGAAUUUUGCAUUGAACCCCUCGGAAUGGAAGAUUUGGGUAUCCAUGGGUCUAGUAUUUUCGCCUCCAGUUUUUUCAAGUGGUCGAGUAGUGAUAAUAUCAGGCAUCUAUGCAGAGCACAGAACGCCCGAUUGAAUCUUCCGCUCGGCACUAAUCCAAACCGGCAGAACGGAGGAUGGUGUCCCGAUGAAGCAGACAAAAACACCACAUCAUAUAUACAGAUCGAUCUUGGUCGUUCGCUGCAAGUUGAGGGCAUCAUAACCCAAGGAGGUGGCUUCACUGACACGGAUGAAUGGAUCGAACAGUAUCAGCUUCGGUAUCGUUACGCUAAGGGGCAACCUUGGAAUUACAUACUUGAUGAAAAUGGCGAUAUCAAGGAAUUCACGGGAAAUACUGACAAAAGUUCCCCAGUGACCAGGAUCUUUGACGCGCCAAUAACGGCUCAGUUCAUCAGAUUCAUACCCACAGCGUACCAUGUGUGGCCUACACUCCGAAUGGAGCUUCUUGGUUGCAGAGAUGUGUGCUUUCAGCCACUGGGUGUACAAGAUGGGAGUGUGCCCGACUCCAGUUUUACAGCUUCAAGUUGGCGAAGCAACCUUGAUGAAAAUGACUGUCUCCCCGCUAACGGCCGGCUGAAUUUUGGUCACGGCAAUGACGGCACAACCUUAGGUGGAUGGUGCCCUGCAACGAACAACACAGAUAACGAACCUUGGCUGGCCGUGGACCUUGGACAGGCAUUGCGGGUAGAGGGCGUCCUCAUCCAAGGCGGUAACCAUAGCGAUCCGGCCAUGAUGGAAUGGGUGACCAAAUUCCGGGUGGAUUACAAGGUCAACAGUUCUGACGAUUGGAUGACGAUCAUGAACAGAAGGGAGAGAACAAUGGUAUUUCUUGGGAACGAGGAUGCAAACACACCAAAUAGACAUCUGUUUUACGUACCAACCGUGGUUCGUUUCAUCCGGAUUGUGGUCAUAGAGUACGAAGGGUACCCCUCUCUACGGUUUGAGGUUUUAGGAUGUAAAGCUCCAUCCAACAUCACAUGUCCAAGUCCCGACUCGUUCACGCUUGCUCCAGGAAUGGGCGAGGUUGAAGUGGUGUUUCCUGCUGUCACCAGUACCGAUCCAUACUUUAAUCGUUUCACUGUCACGAUCAGUGACGUCGACCCACCGGUGUCCAGCGGGGGUGACAUGUGGCGAGUAGGUGAAAACUCCACAUUCCCUCCGCCAAUGAACAGCAAUGAGCAAACAGUUCAUUACAUAGCUACCGAUGAUGCCGGGAACCAAGCAACAUGCGCAUGGACGUUUGAAGUUAUCGAUAACCAGCCACCGGUAUUGCAGUGUCCAACCGAUCAGGAGGAAUCUACCUUAGAUGGAUCAGAUAUGGGCAUGGCUAGCUGGUCACUUGCAACUGUGACUGACAACUCUGGCGUAGUGUCGACUCCUGUUGCCUCUCACACAUCAGGACAAAUGUUCACAAUUGGUGUACACACUGUGGAGUUUACUGCCAUGGACCCUCACCCUGAUGGCAACUUGGGACGAUGCAACUUCACUGUCACAAUCACUGAUAAUCAAGCCCCUGUCAUCUCCUGCCCACCCAAUGGAUCAUUUGCAACCGACCCAGGCCAACCAAACGCCACGGUGAUGUUUCCUAAUGACUACGUUGCUUCAGACAACUCGGGCGAGUUCCAAGUUAUCAUCACGGAAUUCAGUCCUAACUCCAGUGAGCCUAAUGGAAUGACGUGGACCGUCGGGGAAGCUGUGGUAUUAGGCAUUGGUAACCACACCUUCUUCUACCUGGUUACAGAUGCGGCUGGGAAUGAAGACUACUGUGCUUGGGAUGUCGAGGUGUAUGAUAAUCAAGACCCUGUCAUCUCCUGCCCACCCAAUGGAUCAUUCCCAACCGACCCAGGCCAACCAAAUGCCACGGUGAUGUUUCCUAAUGACUACGUCGCUUCAGACAACUCGGGCGAGUUCCAAGUUAUCGUCACGGAAUUAAGUCCUAACUUCAGUGAGCCUAAUGGAAUGACGUGGACCGUCGGGGAAGCUGUGGUAUUAGGCAUUGGUAACCACACCUUCUUCUACCUGGUUACAGAUGCGGCUGGGAAUGAAGACUACUGUGCUUGGGAUGUCGAGGUGUAUGAUAACCAACCACCACUAUUACAAUGCCCCACUGAUGUGGAGGAAUCUACCAUAGAUGGAUCAGAUAUGGGCAUGGCUAGCUGGUCACUUGCAACUGUGACUGACAACUCUGGCGUAGUGUCCACUCCUGUUGCCUCUCACACAUCAGGACAAAUGUUCACAAUUGGUGUACACACUGUGGAGUUUACUGCCAUGGACCCUCACCCUGAUGGCAACUUGGGACGAUGCAACUUCACUGUCACAAUCACUGAUAAUCAAGCCCCUGUCAUCUCCUGCCCACCCAAUGGAUCAUUUGCAACCGACCCAGGCCAACCAAACGCCACGGUGAUGUUUCCUAAUGACUUCGUCACUUCAGACAACUCGGGCGAGUUCCAAGUUAUCGUCACGGAAUUGAGUCCUAACUCCAGUGAGCCUAAUGGAAUGACGUGGACCGUCGGGGAAGCUGUGGUAUUAGGCAUUGGUAACCACACCUUCUUCUACCUGGUUACAGAUGCGGCUGGGAAUGAAGACUACUGUACUUGGGAUGUCGAGGUGUAUGAUAACCAACCACCACUAUUACAAUGCCCCACUGAUGUGGAGGAAUCUACCAUAGAUGGAUCAGAUAUGGGCAUGGCUAGCUGGUCACUUGCAACUGUGACUGACAACUCUGGCGUAGUGUCCACUCCUGUUGCCUCUCACACAUCAGGACAAAUGUUCACAAUUGGUGUACACACUGUGGAGUUUACUGCCAUGGACCCUCACCCUGAUGGCAACUUGGGACGAUGCAACUUCACUGUCACAAUCACUGAUAAUCAAGCCCCUGUCAUCUCCUGCCCACCCAAUGGAUCAUUUGCAACCGACCCAGGCCAACCAAACGCCACGGUGAUGUUUCCUAAUGACUACGUCGCUUCAGACAACUCGGGCGAGUUCCAAGUUAUCGUCACGGAAUUGAGUCCUAACUCCAGUGAGCCUAAUGGAAUGACGUGGACCGUCGGGGACGCUGUGGUAUUAGGCAUUGGUAACCACACCUUCUUCUACCUGGUUACAGAUGCGGCUGGGAAUGAAGACCACUGUACUUGGGAUGUCGAGGUGUAUGAUAACCAACCACCACUAUUACAAUGCCCCACUGAUGUGGAGGAAUCUACCUUAGAUGGAUCAGAUAUGGGCAUGGCUAGCUGGUCACUUGCAACUGUGACUGACAACUCUGGCGUAGUGUCGACUCCUGUUGCCUCUCACACAUCAGGACAAAUGUUCACAAUUGGUGUACACACUGUGGAGUUUACUGCCAUGGACCCUCACCCUGAUGGCAACUUGGGACGAUGCAACUUCACUGUCACAAUCACUGAUAAUCAAGCCCCUGUCAUCUCCUGCCCACCCAAUGGAUCAUUUGCAACCGACCCAGGCCAACCAAACGCCACGGUGAUGUUUCCUAAUGACUACGUCGCUUCAGACAACUCGGGCGAGUUCCAAGUUAUCGUCACGGAAUUGAGUCCUAACUCCAGUGAGCCUAAUGGAAUGACGUGGACCGUCGGGGAAGCUGUGGUAUUAGGCAUUGGUAACCACACCUUCUUCUACCUGGUUACAGAUGCGGCUGGGAAUGAAGACUACUGUACUUGGGAUGUCGAGGUGUAUGAUAACCAACCACCACUAUUACAAUGCCCCACUGAUGUGGAGGAAUCUACCAUAGAUGGAUCAGAUAUGGGCAUGGCUAGCUGGUCACUUGCAACUGUGACUGACAACUCUGGCGUAGUGUCCACUCCUGUUGCCUCUCACACAUCAGGACAAAUGUUCACAAUUGGUGUACACACUGUGGAGUUUACUGCCAUGGACCCUCACCCUGAUGGCAACUUGGGACGAUGCAACUUCACUGUCACAAUCACUGAUAAUCAAGCCCCUGUCAUCUCCUGCCCUCCCAAUGGAUCAGUUGCAACUGACCCAGGCCAACCAAACGCCACGGUGAUGUUUCCUAAUGACUACGUUGCUUCAGACAACUCGGGCGAGUUCCAAGUUAUCGUCACGGAAUUGAGUCCUAACUCCAGUGAGCCUAAUGGAAUGACGUGGACCGUCGGGGAAGCUGUGGUAUUAGGCAUUGGUAACCACACCUUCUUUUACCUGGUUACUGAUGCGGCUGGGAAUGAAGACUACUGUGCUUGGGAUGUCGAGGUGUAUGAUAACCAACCACCACUAUUACAAUGCCCCACUGAUGUGGAGGAAUCUACCAUAGAUGGAUCAGAUAUGGGCAUGGCUAGCUGGUCACUUGCAACUGUGACUGACAACUCUGGCGUAGUGUCGACUCCUGUUGCCUCUCACACAUCAGGACAAAUGUUCACAAUUGGUGUACACACUGUGGAGUUUACUGCCAUGGACCCUCACCCUGAUAGCAACUUGGGACGAUGCAACUUCACUGUCACAAUCACUGAUAAUCAAGCCCCUGUCAUCUCCUGCCCACCCAAUGGAUCAUUUGCAACCGACCCAGGCCAACCAAACGCCACGUUGAUGUUUCCUAAUGAUUACGUCGCUUCAGACAACUCGGGCGAGUUCCAAGUUAUCGUCACGGAAUUGAGUCCUAACUCCAGUGAGCCUAAUGGAAUGACGUGGACCGUCGGGGAAGCUGUGGUAUUAGGCAUUGGUAACCACACCUUCUUUUACCUGGUUACAGAUGCGGCUGGGAAUGAAGACUACUGUGCUUGGGAUGUCGAGGUGUAUGCAACCUCCACACCAAAACCAGCCACUACCCAUGAAGCGGAACCCAAUUCAGACACAACCACCACAGGAAGCGUAUCAGAUGAAACUAAUAAUGCAACCUCCACACCAAAACCAGCCACUACCCAUGAAGCGGAACCCAAUUCAGACACAACCACCACAGGAAGCGUAUCAGAUGAAACUAGUAAUCGUAUAAUAACUUCUACUCCAAACCCAAUCUCAGCACUUGAGCAAACUACUUCUCUUGAACCAUUCACCGUCACAGAGACAGCCCAACUUACCGAUGAGUGUAGCCCACAAAAUGAAACACCUUGUUCUGGAGAUCUCACCUGCAUCUUUCUUCUAGGACGCCACCAGUGUGACUGUCCCUUUGCAUCUGGUCAGAGCGGUGAUUCAGAUAUUUGCAUUGAGGUAGAUGAAUUUCGUCUAUCGAUUGUGAUAGUAGAGUUUGUGCGAAGCAACGGCGCCAUCAUAACAGCCGAGUUUAAUAGCGCCUUCCUCGACCCAUCGUCCUCUGAAUUUCAAACUCUCCAAGUGGACCUGGAACGAAUACUUCACACCCUGUUCCAAGACAUACCUGGUUUUCUGCGUGUUCGAGUCUUCAGUUUCUUCAGUGGAAGUAUCGGGGUGGUGCCGAUCGUAUCAUUCAACACAGAAUCACCGACGACCAUGGAGAUGGUUGAAGAAGCUCUGACGAGAUCAAUAACCGAUGGCAAUCUGCUGUCAGGGUCUGAAUACAAGGUCGUGCCAAGCCUAACCACUGCACAGGAACUUGUGUGCGAGGAUGGGUAUUGUCUUAAUGGAGGCACGUGCACACCCAGUACUGUGGACUAUGCAAGCACAUGUUUAUGUGCUACCGGCUACUCAGGAACAAGAUGCGAUGAAGGUCAGGGUGUGUCAUCGAUUACUAUCAUCUUGAUUCUUGUGGCGUGUUUGGUGUUAAUUGCCGUCAUUGUCGUCGUAGUGUGUUGUUUCUUUGCUGUGGGUGUUAUUAAUCGGCGUAAGCAGCAAUUGUAUCAAGAUCAUCACGGUUGGGAUAUGCCCUCAGCCGAUGACAUGGACCUAUUCUACAACCUGAGAUACCACACUGGAUCGGCUCGGAGAGUGCCAAGUGGAGGAUUCGGAUCUGGUACGGCUUACAUUGCAAGCGGAAUGGAGGCUGAGGAAAUUGCGAUGCACGAUUUACGCCGAUUCCGCAACUCCGUCAUUUAAAUGGAGAUUUGCCUAGCUGCAGCUGGAUGAACGUGAAGUUUUUGUAAUCGUGGAGACGAAUCGGCAAAUUAAAGUCUAAAGUUUUUACUAUUCUCAUAUUAAUCAAGGAUGUUUAGUGGUAGUAGUGUUUCGGCAUUCCAACAGCUGAGGUCGCACGUACGCAGUGAAUGCAAAGUAACAUCGGUGAAAGCAUAUCUUCUCAUUACUUGGAUGAUGUUAACUUUCUUAGAUAAUGGUAGCAAUCAUUUUCCGAAGACCAAGAAACUACAGAGAAUUUGGACAAAUGAAGAGCCACAGUUUUUAACAGAUCAUCAUGUUUUAAAGUAUUCAUAAUACAAUAACUAGAUAUCACUAGAACUGUGAAAAAGUCUCUUGUGGACGCACUUUAACUGAUUUAAAAUGUCUUUCAAUUGUGAAAGAUUGAGUCGAUUCCAACAUUGUGAAGAAAUACCUCUGGAUUUACCUAAAACAACUUAAUUGAUAACAUUUUAGAGAUUUAAUCCAGAUCUGUUAUUACAUGUAUUUGUAUAUUGCCCCACAUAAUUAUAUGUAUAUCUUAAAGCCUAGUCGACUGUACAUGUGUAACAGUAUAUUAAUCAGCGUAUAACAAUAUUUAAUUGCACUAGAAAGCAGAAGGUCGUGGGUUCCAGUCCCACCCGAGUGAUUUUUUUUUUCAAUUUUCACUCGGGAGGUAACACACUGAGUAUACAGCGUUUAUACGUCGGUGAAGGGCAAAAUCUAAGUUUGAUAUACAUCACCUUAUAAGUAUUUAAGUAAUACUAAAUUCCACAAGAAUGGGUUAAUGGUUAAUAGGUAGAUAUAUGUAUUCAUUUUUUUAUAUUACCCAAUAUAAUCAUACAUACAGGGUUGAUAAAAAAAACUGAAACCGAGAUAUUAUUGCUAAUUGGAAUAUCCUCUGUUAGAGUGGAAUCUCCUCUUAAAAAUGACACCCUGAUCAUGUCCUUACAUUCACGGUUGACUGAGCAGUGACCAAUUUUAUGAAAGGGUGUAUUUAGAGACUUGCGCUAUUUUUUUAUGUCGAAAUCACUUGAUUGGCAACCAUAGCCUUUCACUCUGUGACAACUGACGCAACAAAAACCACAAUUGAAAAGUGGCG
Molecule: messenger RNA, 9106 nt
Organism: Patiria miniata (bat star)
Lineage: Eukaryota; Metazoa; Echinodermata; Asteroidea; Valvatida; Asterinidae
Exons: 38
Coding region: 16-7989 (2657 amino acids)
Source: RefSeq, a predicted model, not a curated record